Molecule: messenger RNA, 2743 nt
Organism: Momordica charantia (bitter melon)
Lineage: Eukaryota; Viridiplantae; Streptophyta; Magnoliopsida; Cucurbitales; Cucurbitaceae
Product: proteinaceous RNase P 1, chloroplastic/mitochondrial
Biological process (GO): tRNA 5'-leader removal
Molecular function (GO): protein binding; ribonuclease P activity
Source: RefSeq, a predicted model, not a curated record
GCCAACUUAUCAUCGUGUUGGAACAUGGAACCAUAUCAGCAUCAAUGGCAUGGUGCUUCCAACGCCCACAAAUGGCCUCCUCUUCCUCCAUUUCUGUACAGCCUUCCUCCUCCAACGCUCUCUGUAAGUUCCCAUCAACUCUCACUUCCUUCAAUUGCCCGUGUUCGUCUUAUUUUCCCACUUUCUUUCCUCCCAAACACGCACUUCGUUUAGUUCUAGUAGGAGAUGGACUUCCACGAAAGUUUUCUCCCACAAGCAGAGACCGUAAACCUUCGAAAAGACCUUCGUCUUUGAUGACCCAGAAGCUAAGCGAAACUGGGUCUCGUCAUUUUGGGUCUGGAAAUGAAACCCUGGUCAAGAAAUCUGUGGAAGAAUUUGUUGAUUCGGAAGUGGAGGAGAAAAAUGAGAAAAACACUAGGAAUAGCUCGGGUUCUCGUGAAGGAACGAGAAUGGGUUCUGGGGUUUCUUUUCUCAAGUCUAGAAGUAGUAGUGGUUCACUGAAAGCUUCUGGGGGUUUAAGGAAUGGUGAGAAGAUUAAGGAAAAGAGCAAGCGAAAUCGGGUGGUUGAGGAGAGGGGGAAGUUUUCUAAAGGGAAUAACGAAAUCUCACUGAGAGCGAACUUGGAUAUGUGCUCUAAGGCAGGGGAUUUUAUGGGCGCAAUUGAAUUGUAUGAGUGGGCUCAAAGGGAAGGAAUUAAGCUGGAGCAAUAUCAUUAUGCUGUCAUUUUGUAUCUUUGUUCCUCGGCAGCUUUGGGUGUUAUUCAGCCCGCUAAAAGUGGUCGUGGUAACCGAACUUCGAAUUCAUUAUCUCUGUCUGUGGUGCCUUCUUUUGAAAAUCCCAUUAAUCUAGAUGAAGAACAUUCAAAGAUGAAUUCUGUUUCAAAGAGUGAAGGUCGUGGAAGUGUUGGAUGGACAGAGUUGAAUACCAAAAAUGAUAGAAGUAAAUUGGAUGGAAUUGACAAUAAGGAGAAUAUAGUUCAAUUUACAAAUGGGUCUAUGGUGCCUAAAGUUUGGAUUUUAGAUGAGAAGAGACAUUCAAAUAAAUUGGUGGAUGAGCAUUUUAAAAAAUAUGCUCUCGAAAGAGGAUUCGAGAUCUAUCAGAAAAUGUGCGUGGAAAAGAUCCCAAUGAAUGAAGCAACCUUGACAUCUAUGGCCAGAAUGGCAAUGUCCAUGGGUGAUGGUGAUAUGGCCUUUGCUAUGGUAAAGCAGAUGAAGCCAUUAGGACUUAGUCCUCGGUUGCGAUCUUAUGGCCCUGCCCUAUCUGCAUUCUGCAAUAAUGGGGAAGUAGAUAAAGCAUUUUCAGUUGAGAAGCACAUGUUGGAGCAUGGUGUCUAUCCAGAGGAGCCUGAGUUAGCAGCACUUUUAAGAGUAAGUAUAAAUGCAAGUAAAGCCGAGAAGGUGUAUUAUUUGUUGCAUAAACUAAGAACAAGUGUAAGACAAGUAUCACCCUCUACUGCAGAUCUUAUUGUUACCUGGUUCAAGAGCAAGGAUGCUGCAAAAGUGGGAAAAGUAAAACUGAAUCAAGAAAAGAUAAAGAAAGCUAUAGAAAAUGGGGGUGGAGGUUGGCAUGGACUGGGAUGGUUGGGAAGAGGUAAAUGGAGUGUUUCAUCUACGAAUGUUGGAAAGGAUGGCUUGUGUAAAUCCUGUCGGGAAAAAUUGGCAACAAUUGAUCUGGAUCCUAUUGAAACUGAGAAUUUUGCUGAAUCUGUUGCAACUAUAGCCACACAAAAAGAGAAAAAUUCAAGUUUUCAGAAAUUUCAAAAAUGGCUAGAAUAUUAUGGACCAUUUGAAGCAGUGAUAGAUGCCGCAAAUGUUGGCCUAUUUAGCCAAAGAAAAUUCACACCAUCUAAAGUCCAUCUAAUUGCCAACGGGAUACGGCAGAAGCUUCCUUCAAAGAAGUGGCCUCUGAUUGUAUUGCAUAACAGGCGAAUCACUGGACGUAAGAUGGAUGAACCAGUAAAUAAAACAUUGAUCGAGAAGUGGAAAAAUGCCGAUGCACUAUAUGCAACGCCUACUGGGUCAAAUGAUGAUUGGUACUGGUUGUAUGCAGCAAUCAAAUUCAAGUGCUUAAUCGUGACGAAUGAUGAGAUGAGAGAUCAUACAUUCCAACUUCUUGGAAACGAUUUCUUCCCCAGAUGGAAAGAAAGGCAUCAAGUGCAUUUUAGUUUCUCUGCUACUGGUCCAGUAUUUCACAUGCCUCCACCCUGUUCUGUCGUAAUUCAGGAAUCGGAGAAAGGACAUUGGCAUGUGCCCAUUGCAUCAGAGCAUAGUUAUGAAGAAGAUAGAAAAUGGUUAUGUGUUACAAGAGGGAAUUCUCAAUCACACAUGGUGAGGCAAGAGUCUCCCCUCAAAAUUGAAGAAUCAGAGCCUCUUCUCAGCAAAGGAAACUCAAGAACUCGAGCUGAAGUCGAUAUCAAGAAACAACCCUCGAGCCAAGUCCGCACGAGGAAUUCAUCACAGGAAAAUUACAAAAGUCUCAAACAGAUAUUUUCUGCAGCUGUGUUCUUGAACAAAAGUAGCUUACUCUUAGAAAUAGUGGCCGCAGAGAAGCUUGGUGGCUGCACUAUUGACUUCCAAAUAUGAAAAAACAAAAGAAAAAGAAGGGUGGAUAUCUUCCAUGGUUGGCCCAGCAUACCAAAUUUUCCAUUUUUCUUUCGAGAUCUCAGUGCUGUAGCUCGGAUAUUCUUUACCUAACAUAUGAAUGAGUAAUGAAAAGAAAGGGAAAAAGGUUGAUCGUAAGAAAA